AGGGAAUGUUGGGUGAGAUGGUCUCCCAGUCCAACCUUUUAGUCUGGACAGCACUGAUUCCCACUUUUCCCAUAUGACAGCCGUGAAAGCAAUUAACCUUGUGCUGCCUGAGAUCAAGGUGUGUUCAACUGACUCCUGCGUAUGUGGCCAACUGGUUCUGAACCUCAGCAGUACCCUUGUAGACCCUGUUGUGAAAGUGGAGCUCGUGGGAAGAGGCUACCUGAGCUGGCAGUGGGGAAUCAAUUUUGGAGCCCACGUGGAUGGCAGUUUCUCCUGUGCAAUGGGGUUCAUGCCUACCAGACAUGGACAGCUGCCUGGAUUCUGGGAUCCACACACCUUUGAUUUCCACUUCAGCUUUCCUCCAGAGGUUCUCUGCACAUUCACCAGCAAAGUUGGCUGCAUCUCCUAUUUCGUGCAAGGGAUUUGCUGCAGCCACAGUACUGUCUUAGCUAAAGAGCAGAGAUAUUUACUGUUGCAAGGAAUCAGUGGUGACCACAUGGGACAUGCAAAAGACAAGCUAAGGGGAACCAACUGUCUGAGCUGGGGACUGUUCUGCCAUGCAAUGUGUGGUGUGGUGUGGAAGGCUGUCCUCUGGGUUAAAGGCAGGACCUGGUGGAAGUUUGAGCAGCUUCAGAUGUUCCUUCACAAGUUUGGACAUGUGGUUUUUGGGGAACACUCUGUGUCCAGCAGCAAUAGUUCACUGUGCUUUGCCUUUCCACUCACUCACCCCAUGCAGGCUCCAUUGGUGGUAGAAGCUAGGAGCAAUGUUGUUUACCUCUGCUGCUUCAUCCAUGGCUCUGUAAUCCUUCAGAUUUCCCUGGAGAAAAACAUAUUUCCUGGUGAAACUGUUGCCUUCACAACAGAUAUUGCCAACAGGACAUGCAGUUAUGUUAAAAAGGUAGUUUUUGCCAUAUGCUGCACUGUCCUGUACAGGGGCUUCAGCAACAGUGGAGAACAGUAUUCCUUUGAAGAUCAAAAAGAAGUGAUGAGGUUGGAGUGCCAGCCAGGCACAUCCGCCUUUGAUACCAUGAGAGUCAUCAGUGCACUGGUUCUGCCAAAACCAUUGCCUGUCACCAGUGCCCUGAGAGGAAAUUACAUCAUGGCAUUCAGGCAUGAGCAGGUAGAAACCUCUAACCUUCCUUAUGCCACGUCCACCAUCUUGGGCACGGUGCUUAUCAUCAUAGCAGCCAUACCAGAGCAUUUGUGGAGCAGAGCACCAUGACUCUGCAUGAAAAUCAAGGUUAGCCUGAUAAGAGACACUUAUGAGAAUGAUCUAGGAGCAAUUGGACCCAAGGAAUAAAGGAUUUUUGUUGUUCAAGAUCCAUACACAUUAUCUCUCUGCUUUCACAAGAGGAGACUGUGGUUGCAGAGAUGCUCUGGUGAUUUCCAAAACCCAAGAUCAGGAAGGCAUGUGAAGGGAGCCUGUAGUCCCACUGAAGUCAGACCUGAUGGCUAAGGAAGAGCAGGAGACUCAACAGUGCCCUAGAUACUCUGCAGGCUCAGAAGGUGGCCAUGCUCCAGUCCAUGAGAUAAAAGCCCACCCUAGUUUCAUCUAGAGGUAUGGUGAGAGUGGAGAACAAGCUGUUUGAAAACCAGCUAUGAGAUAAGCCAGAUGCUGGGCAGAGACAAGGAGCAAGCAGACUGCUUGUCACAGAGGGACCUGUGGGAGAUACCUUCAGCUGCCAGCAUGGAUGGGUGGGCAGGUGGGUGAUCCCUGGGGACAAGGGAGUAGGCAGGCAGCAGGGAGCAUGUGAGACACAGGGCUGCUGAAGGCAGGGCAUGGGCAGUACCCACUCAACUAGGAAAGCCUCUUUCAAGAUUUUGUGAAGCGACAAAGCUGGUCAGGAAGGAAGGACUGAAGUUCUCAGUAUAUGACUGGAUAAUAAUUAUAGGAAGAUCUAAGUCCUUGAAAGACUGUUGCCUUAGGGCUUCCUUCAUGCAGUGAAGGAAGGUAACAGGUACAUAGGAAAGGAUAGAACCUGGCAAGUAUGAGUGUGUCAUACCUCCUACUUUCCCUUUUGCCUUAGUCUGCUCUGGGACCUAUCACCCACCACGGCAGGAUCAGCACAAACCCCACCCCACAUCCACUCAGUAUGACCUUGGGCAUGGAUGCUGCUGAAAGGAUGUUCCUCCAUCAGCUUCAGGUGACACCAUGGACCAGUGGUCAUGCUGCCAUGCAGGGGGACCUGCACAGGCUGCAGAAACAGGCAUUCCCAGGGACAUGGUGUGUGUAGCCCAUGCUGAAACUGUGUAUGUGUCUGUGUGGGUGAAGAGAGGGUUUGGGGACUAGAAGGGUGCUUAGGCAUUUGUUGGUGUUGGCUGGCAUUUGUGUCUAGUGCCUACUAUUGUGGUUUCUCUGCUGUAUUGCUGAUACUGAGCCUGAAUGUAUAGUUCACUGAUUGCUGGUUAAUUAGGUGUUGCUAAUUGAAUAAAUCACCCUGAUUCUGAUGUGAUUUACACAACAUGAACUGAGAGCUGUUUCUUCAGAGCAUGCUGCUGCCAUAUCUUGCCCCAGCAGGUGCCCUGCAGGCUCCCAGCAUGUCCCCAGGCUCUCAAGGGUGGCAGACUCGGGUCUCCAGUGUCCUCUGGAAAAACCUCAGUCCCACAGCAAGCCUCUUGCAGCAGCUUCCUGCUAGGACUCACCCUGGGCAAGAGCCCCGAACCUUCCCUAGUCUCCAAACCAAACCAGCAUUUCACAUUCCACCUGCCUUUUGUCAUUCCCUGAGUGCUCUCAGAUUGACUUUGGAUGACAAAACUUCCCAGCCUGGGUGUGAGACAUUGCAUGGCAUUGUCACAUUCUGCUGCUCACACAGGGCUAACAUUUCUCCUCAUCUUGUCCCUAGAAAUGGUAUUUAUCAUUCUGACACAGGAAGGCCCCUUCUACAUCUCAGUCAAGGCCAUAUAUCAGGAUGCUAUGUGCAGAAUCCCAUUACAAAUAGAUUGUUGUUUUACAGGUCUCCCUGUUUUCAUCGUUCAAGCAAAAAUUAAGGUGCUCACAAUGUACAUGGCAGUGAUAUGUUAGAAGAAUAUCUUUCACUGCUUGUCUUUUGAACUUCCAGCUUUGUUGGAAAAAAGCUGAAGGAAUACCACCACCAGGUAUCAAUUCUGAAGUUGCCAUCACAUAAGCAGUGGAAGUCCUCGCAAAUAAUAUGAAAAAGAAUUUAACAACUUCCUUUUUACAAAAUAUAGUUUGCAAAGAAACAAUAGGAUAUCAGCGCUUGGAGAAAUAAAAGGCGUCUUUGUAAUUUCUUUGCAUGCUACUUGCUGUGAUUUGAAGCACUGUGGAAGUCUAUUUUGGCUCAGAUGUCUGAAGCCAGGCUCAGAUCAGCAGACUCGGGAAGGCAGUUGAGGAAGAAACGAGGUAUUCCCACACCUCACUAUGGUCGCCCUGCUGGCAUCCUGAUUGCAGAAGGCAAUCUGAUGCUAGCAGUACUGCCUAGUGGUUUCAAAAACUGCGUUUCUCAAGAUGGAAUAUAUACCAGCAUGAAAUAUGCAUAACACUGUUCCUGGGAUGUCUUAUGCAGUGUUUGUGUGAACAAGAAGCAAAAUAAAAUGGCUGACAUCAACAAGCCAGAAAGGCCAACGUCCUAACAAUGUAGGUAUAAUACAACACACAUACAUACCUGUGGGUUACCUGACUUCUGGGAAUGUAGGCAAGUGAUUUCACAACUCUUUGUUUUAAUUUUCUUUUCUGCUUUUUCUGUGUUGUCUGUAUUGCAAAUUCUUCAAGCAGUUCCUUUCCUGUCUUUAUAGUUUCAUUUCUCUAAGGCACUUUCAUGCUACUCUGGUAUAAAUAGUAACAAGAACAAUAUCACAUCUGGGUAGUUUCAGUCAAGUACUUUUUUCCAGCACGCUGCAGAAGACGGCGUAAAGAGAUCUGUAGGAAAGGUCUUGUGAAAUAUUUGGUUCAUGUCUACAAAGAGAUGGUGGAGAUUUUUGUGUAGCAACAUUGGACCAUAAAAACACCAGGAGUCACAUUUGGGCUACCUGCGUUUUUAGCUUUGUACGCCUUUAGCAAAGCACUGAAACACACCCACAUGGAACUCAUGCCUUUAGAGUUCAGCCAGACCAAUAUUAUGCUGUGUCUUUCCUAAGACUCUUUAGAGCAGGAGCAGUAACUAUUCAGGCGCAGUGACCAAAAAUAGCCGUAUAUCUAAUGGAGACACUGUACCAUAAGACAAUAAGGAGCCACCACCACCCUUUUUUAUUUCAUGGAAUCACAGAAUCACCAAGGUUGGAAAAGACCCACAGGAUCAUCCAGUCCAACCAUUUGACAUAGGUAUCGAACAUCUGGGCUUGAAAACUUAGAAACCAAAACACUUGGGUGCAAUACCACACAUUUCAGUGGAGGUUUCAUUAAAUACUGCACACUAAGCCUACUUGUAGUUGACAGGUUCAACAAAUAUUGGUCCUUGUAGGGUGACUUAUUGUGAAAAUGGAGCAGGAGGUUACUGCUGACUUUUGCCUCUUAUGCUUUAGCUGUAUUUAUAUAAAUGCUGAGCUCUUUAGUUCUUGGAAUCAAUAUUUUUUUAUUUCUUUUUGAAUGAGCCAUGCCUGGAGUCUCUCCAGAAGCCCACACAGAGGAGUCUGGUCUCUGCAUUCUUUGGGAUUAUUUCUGAGGAGUGGCCUUAUUGUGAAACUGGUGGGAUUUGUGCAGGUCAGAGUGAUGGGAAAGAGUAUAAAAAGAUGAGAUACAUGGAUGGCUAUUUUGUCUGCCUAUUUUUUAAUGUUAACAUUAUACAGAUUUAGGAGAAUGCUCCUUUUUUUUUUUUUUUUUUUUUUUUUUUUUUUUUAA
Gallus gallus (chicken) is the source of this 4795-nucleotide messenger RNA. It is a transcript of the gene ARRDC5, whose product is annotated as arrestin domain containing 5. Gene Ontology annotation, cellular component: cytoplasm. Lineage: Eukaryota; Metazoa; Chordata; Aves; Galliformes; Phasianidae. The record is from RefSeq and is a predicted model, not a curated record. Gene Ontology annotation, biological process: protein transport.